AAAACUCUCAUUUUAAAACAAGGGUCUGAGCAAAAAUGAGCAGCAACGUUAACGGCGAGAUAGUAUCAAACCCUCCUCCAUCUCAAGGAAAGCUCGUCACUGUCCUUAGCAUCGAUGGUGGCGGAGUCCGAGGCAUAAUCCCAGGGACCAUCCUCGCCUUCCUCGAAUCCAAACUCCAAGAGCUUGAUGGAGAGGAUGCAAGGAUUGCAGACUACUUUGAUGUGAUUGCGGGGACAAGCACGGGCGGCCUGGUUACUGCAAUGCUCACAGCUCCGGACAAGAACAAUCGCCCUCUCUUCGCUGCAAAAGAGAUCAAUGAUUUCUAUUUGGAGAACUCUUCCAAGAUUUUUCCUCAGAAAAAUUGGAUGUUGAGUAUUCCUAAGAUACUCACAGGGCCUAAGUAUGAUGGCAAGUAUUUGCAUUCUAAGAUACAAGAUUUGGUCGGUGAAACAAGGAUACAUCAAACUGUGACUAACGUGGUUAUCCCCACUUUUGAUGUCAAGCUUCUCCAACCCACCAUCUUCUCAACUUUUGAGGCAAAGAUUGAUCCGCUAAAGGAUGCUCUUCUAUCCGAUAUAUGCAUCGGCACAUCAGCAGCACCCACAUAUCUCCCGGCACAUCACUUCGAAACAAAAGACACUCAAGGAACCACCAGGAGCUUCCAUCUUGUUGAUGGAGGAUUGGCUGCAAAUAAUCCGACUAUGACAGCAAUGAGCUGCAUAACAAAAGAGAUCAUUAUGCGUAAAAGUGAUUUCUUUCCAAUCAAACCCACAGACUACGGGAAGUUCCUGGUGAUAUCUAUAGGGACUGGAACAACCAAGGAUGAAACUUACUGUGCACCAGAGGCGUCAGGUUGGGGAGUUUUAGGAUGGCUUACAACAAAGGGGCUGGUGGACAUGUUUACUCAAGCGAGUGGAGACAUGGUCGACAUCCAUGCCUCCGUUCUCUUUCAGGCUCUCCAUUGCGAGAAAAACUAUCUUCGGAUCCAGGAAGAUACAUUGACUGGUGACUUGAUUUCAGUGGACAUCUCAUCAAAGAAGAACUUGUUGGGUCUUGUUGAAGUCGGUAACGCCCUCCUAAAGAAGCAAGUGUCAAGGGUGAACAUAGAAACAGGCGUAUUUGAGGUAGUUGAAGGAGAGAAAACUAAUGAGGAAGAGCUCACACGCUUUGCGAAGUUACUUUCUAAUGAACGAAAGCUUCGGCAGUCCAACGUUGCCAAAUGAUCCAUAUAUUUUUCACGCAACUUUAUGGUUUCAAUAUGUGCUACAAUCGAGUUCUGUUGUUGUUUUUAAUGAUAUAUGUUGGAAAAUAAGUAUAAAUACAUGUUUGUGGUGCACAAGUUCCUAACUAAAUUGUUAGGAUCAUUUCACAUCCAUUCAGUUUCCACAUGAAAAAUGGAUGGUCUAAUCCAGGAAGUAACAUCAU
This is a messenger RNA of Asparagus officinalis (garden asparagus), 1425 nucleotides long. RefSeq names its product patatin-like protein 2. The record is from RefSeq and is a predicted model, not a curated record. NCBI's taxonomy places the organism in Eukaryota, Viridiplantae, Streptophyta, Magnoliopsida, Asparagales, Asparagaceae. Gene Ontology annotation, molecular function: monoacylglycerol lipase activity; glycerophospholipase activity. Gene Ontology annotation, biological process: lipid metabolic process.